GGUGGGUCGGUCAGUCGGUGGAGGCCAAAGCUUGGUCCUCAGUGAGGCGUGCUCGGUACGUGUUUUAAUGUGGAAUGUGACUCGGACAAGUAAAAAAAAAAGAAGCCAAAAAUGGAAAAUAGAAAUGGGCGAUUCAUUCAUAGCUCUCAUAAGGAAAAAAAGAAUAACGAAGAAAGGAAAAAGAGUCGUUGAUGGAUUCCUUCUUUUGUGUAACUUUAAGCAUGGAAGGAAUAACAACGAGGGUGAAGGGUGAAGGGUGAAGGGUGAAGGAGCUUUUUCUCGUUCACUGCAACUGCCACAGAUUGUGGAUGCCAAAUUGCCAAUACAAUUGGUCUUCGGGCACGGCUUUGUUGUGUGUUUGCAGGUUCUUUGGCUUGUUCAUAAUUGGAAAUAGCUGAAAAUGGGAAGGUCGGUGUUGGAACUGUGGUUGCUGUGGUCGGUGGUGAUGCGAGUCAUGAUCGCCCUACCAAUUGCGUACAGCGCUUCGUCUACUUCUUCUCAAGAGGCUCUUCUUGUUUCUCGAAUUGCCUUUGGAUCAUGCGCCAACCAAAGCGCUCCUCAGCCCAUAUGGAAUGCAAUAAUUGAUUUUGAUCCUCAAAUUUUUAUUUGGUUGGGUGACAACAUCUAUGGGGAUGUUAGGCGCCCUUUCAAAUUAUUUGGAAAAGAAAGGACUAUUGGGCCAUGGAAGAAUGUUCCCAGGUUUAUUCCUUCCUCAGAGCGGGAAAUGCAGUCCAGAUAUAAGAAAACUAAGACAAAUCCUGGUUAUUCUCGUCUUCUAGAGAAUACUAAGGUGAUUGGUACAUGGGAUGACCAUGACUAUGGGUUAAAUGAUGCUGGAAAAGAAUUUAAUGGGAAGAUCACUAGCCAAAGGCUUCUCCUGGAUUUCUUAGAUGAACCUCAAGAUAGUCCACGGCGCAAGCAGGCUGGUGUUUAUACAUCAUACACAUUUGGUCCUGUCGAUAGGCAGAUUAAGGUUAUUCUUUUAGAUACUAGAUACCAUAGAGAUCCACUGUUCAGUGACGGAAGCAUAUUGGGGAGCUCACAAUGGACAUGGUUAGAAAGUGAGUUGAAGGGCCCUGCAUCAGCCCUUACCAUAAUCGGAUCCUCUAUUCAGGUUAUUUCAAAUCUUUCAGCAAUAACCGGUCCAAUAUUUUAUUUAGAGUGUUGGGGACGGUUUCCAAAGGAGAGAGAACGCCUUUUUAAAUUGAUAGCAGAUAGCAAGAGAGAUGGGGUCUUCUUCAUAAGUGGAGAUGUUCAUUUUGGAGAAAUUACCAGGUAUGACUGUGCCACUGGAUAUCCAUUGUUUGACAUAACAGCUAGUGGGAUUACCCAAGCUGUUGAGAAGGCAGUCCCACCACCAUUAAAUUUCAUAGUCAGAUUUGUGGCAUGGUUAGCACCAACUACAAUGAGAGUUAUGGGCCAACACUGCAGACGCAAAUCAUGCACAUAUGGCCAGCCAAAUUUUGGAGCAAUCGAGAUAGAUUGGGAUGCAACUCCAGUCACAGUGAAAAUGGAAGUAAGAGAUGUGAAUGGAUUUCCAGUGCUAAGUGUAAAUACCUCAUUAUUGGAACUGCAAGCCCAAAGCGUAGGAGCUUUGUACAGCAUUAAACCUGGAGAAUAUAGGAAGCACUGCUCUCUUGAAGUCACUCUACCAUGGAUUGUUAGACACCGCCUGGCUAUUCUAUUCUUCUGUGCUUUAGCUAUGUUGCUUCUCACCUUGGCUGGGCUCACUUUCACUGCUAUAUCAGUUAUUAGACGAUGCCUCUGCAAAGACAAGCUUGAUUAACAAAGUGAGUGAUGAUAAUAUUAUAAUUCAGCAUAGAUUUUCUGCUGCUGAACCAGUUCUUGAAUUACUAAUUUUAAAAAUGUAUUAGCAUCAAAGAUUCCUUGAGGUCUUUUAUAUGCACUGUCUGAAUUAUCAUUAUCAGUGUCCAGAUUUUAGAUUUGCUUCUAUGUUCGUUGAUAUGAUCUAUUUUAUUGUUGUUCAAAGGAGAGAAUGAAAACAUUCUUUUUGCUGCCACAAGCAAAAGCUAUCAUCCCAGAUAAAAUUAGAGGGUGACCCUGAUGCAAGUAAAACCAAUUUGCACAACUGCAAGAUAAUUUGAAUCUCUGCCAGGAGCUAAGUAUAGAGAACAAAAACCAAUGUAUGAUGCAAGUGCCAGGGGAAAAGUUUUGUUAGAUAAAAAGUGUUUCCCUGUCUGGGGUUAUGGCUCUGUCCUAGUAGGAGAUUCACAGUGCUUCUUGUAAAAAUAAGAAGAUUAUUUGAAUACUUAUUCUUUGUAUUAUUGAAAUUGACGGAUAUGAUUGCAUGUUGGGUAGGCUUC
Molecule: messenger RNA, 2324 nt
Organism: Vitis vinifera (wine grape)
Lineage: Eukaryota; Viridiplantae; Streptophyta; Magnoliopsida; Vitales; Vitaceae
Exons: 9
Coding region: 401-1786 (461 amino acids)
Source: RefSeq, a predicted model, not a curated record